This is a messenger RNA of Cetraspora pellucida, 143 nucleotides long. NCBI's taxonomy places the organism in Eukaryota, Fungi, Glomeromycota, Glomeromycetes, Diversisporales, Gigasporaceae. The record is from the annotation of a GenBank genome assembly.
CUUAAUUGAAGACUAUCCUCAUCAAGACGGUUACGAGAACAAUCAAUAUCUUAAUAUAAUGGUGAGAGCCAUUUUAAUUGAUAAAGAAUUCGUGAAUUUAUAUCAUGAAAUAUGCGAUAACUUUAAUGAUCUCAUAAUUCAAG